Fukomys damarensis (Damara mole-rat) is the source of this 3151-nucleotide messenger RNA. RefSeq names its product solute carrier family 18 member A1 (gene Slc18a1). Gene Ontology annotation, biological process: aminergic neurotransmitter loading into synaptic vesicle; xenobiotic transport; transmembrane transport. Lineage: Eukaryota; Metazoa; Chordata; Mammalia; Rodentia; Bathyergidae. The record is from RefSeq and is a predicted model, not a curated record. Gene Ontology annotation, molecular function: xenobiotic transmembrane transporter activity; serotonin:sodium:chloride symporter activity. Gene Ontology annotation, cellular component: terminal bouton; synaptic vesicle membrane. The transcript is spliced from 18 exons. Bases 481 to 2058 code for a protein of 525 amino acids.
ACCAGCGUGCUGGGAGGGCGGGCGCGUGGCCAGCAAGAGGGAAAAGGGAAGCGAAAGAGGGCCGCAGAGAAAGGCGGGAUUGGAAGACGGAUAAGCGAGAGCAGACGCCUUCGACGGGAGGGAGGGAAGAGGUGGGCAGAUACAUAACAAGAAAAGCCUUCCUACCCAAUUCAUUCACUUAUGCAUCUGUCCGGCACACAUGGCUUCUCUUCAGGCGUGGAUGGCCGGGUGAAAGACAGCCAGGAACAGAUUGGAAAGCUAUCUAAGGGAGUGACUCACACAAGCACAUCCACAUUCAGAGAACAGAGAACAGAGUCCAUGCUGCCUGGUGGAGAGAACAGCUGCUGAUAUCUUGCUGGGUGCCACACACCAAGAUGGGCUGCAAGUGAGUGGUGUCACUCGUGAGGCAGACUUGCUCCCCACUUCUGUAAAGGUAACAGCCUUCACCUGGGGGAGACGACCCCCAACCCCACCCUCACCAUGCUCCAGGGGGUUCUGAGUGCUUCCCAGCAGUGGCUGAAGGAACGGAGAGAGUCCCAGCAGCUGGUGCUGGUGGUGGUGUUUGUAGCUUUGCUUCUGGACAACAUGCUGCUCACUGUGGUGGUGCCCAUUGUACCCACCUUCCUGUAUGCCACAGAGUUCAAAGAAAGCAACUCUUCUCUGCGCACCGGCCUUUCUCUAAGUUCCCCACAAACUCGCAGCUCUCCUGACUUCUCAGCCAUCUUCUCCUUUUUUGACAACACCACCGUACUUGUGGAAGAAACUGUUCCCGGGAGCACAGCAUGGCUCAAUGGCUCUUCAGGCACCAUCCCCCCUCCAGUCACCAACACCAGCUCAGCACAUAAAAACAACUGCUUGCAAGGCUCAGAGUUCUUGGAGGAAGAGAACCUUCGUGUUGGAGUUCUCUUUGGUUCAAAGGCUUUGAUGCAGCUUCUGGUCAACCCACUUGUGGGACCUCUCACCAACAGGGUUGGAUAUCACAUUCCCAUGUUUGCUGGCUUUGUUAUCAUGUUCCUCUCCACCAUUAUGUUUGCUUUUUCCGGCAUCUAUAGUCUGCUGUUUGUGGCCCGGACCCUCCAAGGCAUUGGAUCUUCAUUUUCCUCUGUUGCAGGUCUUGGAAUGCUGGCCAGUGUCUACACCGAUGACUAUGAGAGAGGAAAAGUCAUGGGAAUCGCUUUGGGUGGCCUGGCUUUGGGAGUUCUGGUGGGAGCUCCCUUUGGAAGUGUGAUGUAUGAGUUUGUUGGAAAGUCUGCUCCCUUUCUCAUCUUGGCCUUCCUGGCACUACUGGAUGGAGCCCUCCAGCUCUGCAUCCUGCAGCCUUCCAAAGUCUCUCCUGAGAGUGCCAAGGGGACUCCAAUCCUUACACUUCUCAAAGACCCUUAUAUCCUGGUGGCUGCAGGUUCCAUCUGCUUUGCCAACAUGGGAGUGGCCAUUCUAGAACCCACAUUGCCCAUCUGGAUGAUGCAGACCAUGUGCUCCCCUGAGUGGCAGCUUGGUCUGGCUUUCCUGCCUGCCAGCGUGUCCUACCUCAUCGGCACCAACCUCUUUGGUGUGCUGGCCAACAAGAUGGGUCGGUGGUUGUGCUCCCUGGUUGGGAUGGUGGUGGUUGGUACCAGCUUGCUCUGUGUCCCGCUGGCUCACAGUAUUCUUGGUCUCAUUGGCCCCAAUGCGGGCCUUGGCUUUGCCAUAGGCAUGGUGGACUCCUCGCUGAUGCCCAUCAUGGGGCACCUGGUGGACCUGCGGCACACCUCCGUGUAUGGGAGUGUCUACGCCAUUGCUGACGUGGCUUUCUGUAUGGGCUUUGCUAUUGGCCCGUCCACCGGGGGCGCCAUUGUGCGGGCCAUUGGUUUCCCCUGGAUCAUGGUCAUCAUUGGGGUGGUUAACAUCGUCUAUGCUCCUCUCUGCUAUUUCCUGCGAAACCCCCCAGCCAAGGAGGAGAAGCUUGCUAUUCUGAGCCAGGACUGCCCCAUGGAGACCCGGAUGUACACAACCCAGAAGCCCACAGAGGAAUUUCCCCUGGGCGAGAACAGCGAUGCAGACCCUGACAGCGAGGAGUAGCAGCUGAAGGCGGCCCAGAGUCCGGUCUUAGCUGACCCCAUGAGGCUUGGACUCCGGGCCGCUUCUUUCCUGGAACCAGAUCAUGAAGGGCUGCUCAGCAGGCUCCCUGUGCAGGCCCGGGAACCUUGCUUCCUCCCAUCCCUGGGGCGCCUUCCUCCUACACUGCUCACCUGAGUAGCCGCUUGCUCUCCCUCCAAGCUUCUCCUGUGGGAGGACAGUGAUGCCUCCCCUCUGGCUGCUCUCAGGCUGAUAAACUUGAGCUGGGACAAGUUCUGCAAGGGUGACUCAGUUUCUGGAGGCGGCAGUGAGCAGUGCACCCCUGAAACCGAGGGGCCAUCACAGACCUUGGUUCCUUUGUUUUCUGAUUUUCCUUGGCACCUUCCCAACAUACUGCAAGAGUUGUGUCAUCUGUUCCCUGGCACAUUCCUCCCCGAUUUUUCCCAGUUGAGUGGAGCAGGUGGCCUCAACGUUGUGCAGUGCCAACAGGGAGGGGAUUUUUCUUUUCUUUUCUAACAAAUUGGCUGAUUUUUCUGUAGCGAAACCUACUUACUGCUUCUCAGAUGAACAAAGCGUCUUCCUACAUUCUUCGUUAGCCAGUGGGAUUCAGAGCAGGUGUUUCUCCUUGACUUGAGUUACUGACAUCCUCAUACUUUCCAUCUGUGUUUCUAUUUUUCCUGAACUUCUAAGACUAUUAGAAAGAAAAGCCAAUGAAGGGGAGGCUGAGACAGGGGGACUGUAAAUUCGAGCCUAGACAACUUAGCGACUUAGUGGGAGGACCCCAUCUCAAAAUAAAAAACAAAAAAGUGUACAAAGGUCUUAGGUUCAUCUGCCCCUAAAAGCAUUCUAAUACACCCAAGAUGUCCUGGAAAGAAGGGAAAAGAAACUGCCGUGAAAUUUCUCCCAGUGUGGAUUUCCUAACAUGAAAAGCAUCAUGAGCCAUUGUUCACAUCUUUUAAUGGGAAAGUUUAAUUCACACAUGGAAACCAGAUGCUGUUCUGUAGCAAAGGAGAUCAUGAGGGUAAAUACUGUAAGCGUCAUAAUAGUAUGACAUUUUGUUACAAUUUAAUUUUUCCCAUUAAAUUUAUUGGUACAU